Musca vetustissima is the source of this 1740-nucleotide messenger RNA. Its product is annotated as mesoderm induction early response protein 1. Bases 7 to 1740 code for a protein of 577 amino acids. The transcript has 4 exons. Gene Ontology annotation, biological process: negative regulation of transcription by RNA polymerase II. Gene Ontology annotation, cellular component: nucleoplasm. Gene Ontology annotation, molecular function: transcription corepressor activity; histone deacetylase binding. NCBI's taxonomy places the organism in Eukaryota, Metazoa, Arthropoda, Insecta, Diptera, Muscidae. The record is from RefSeq and is a predicted model, not a curated record.
CCUCCCAUGGCAAAAAGGGAACGCAAAGUUUCACCCAGCCUUACUUUAAAUGAUGUAUUCCCGGAUCCCAUGUCUCCGUCUUCGUCGUCAUCGGCUAGCAAAGAUGAAACAUUCGAACCCACAAUUGAAAUGAUGGUGAACGACUUCGAUGACGAACAGACGCUAAACGAAGAAGAAGCUCUAGGAGCACUGGAGGAUGCCGAGGAGGAAAUCAAUACUCUAAAGCAAGAAAGUGAAAUUCCUUUGGAAGAACUAUUAGCUAAGUAUCAGGCAUUGCCGCCUAUGGAGUAUGAAGAGCCACUUCGGAAGAAAUCCAAAAAAUCCAGCAAGAAGAAACACAAAACGAAACAGAGAUCACUGCCAACGGCUGUCUCAGCAGACGACGUUUGUGGUGGUGAUGAUGAAGAUGGUGAUAAGCAAAGGAUAAGGAUUGAGGAGGAAGUGGCGUCUAAAUCAAACACGGACGUUGUGAAAAACAACGAGGACUAUACAAUCACUAGCGAAAGUAAUGAUGAAAAAACUUCGAUCGAACAAGACAAACUACAGGAGGAGGAAGACGAUGAAACGGUAGAAGACGACGAAUGUAAAAAUGUCGAUGAAACUGAUAUACCGACAGUAAGAAGAACCCAUUUAUUGGAUUUGUAUCCGGAAGGUACAUUUGGCAAUGUGGCCGACGUAGAAAAAGACAUUCCCUUGGAAACUCUUUACGGCGUGGAAGAUGACGAGGAGGAGGAGGGUGUUGAUGAUGAAGAAGAUGAGGAAUACAAGAAGAAAGUAAUGAUAGGUCCUUCAUACCAGGCCUUUAUCCCUGGACUUUCUCAGUACGGGGAUAUUUUGCCAUAUGAAAAUGAGGACUUGCUGAUAUGGGAACCUAGUCAGGUUACGGAACGAGAAGUAGAGGCAUAUUUACUUAAGAUAAGAGAUAUCAAUAGGAAUCAAGGGGCGGAAGAUGAAAAUGCUGAUUCCUUCGAGUCCGAAAAUACUACAGCAGUAAAAGAGAAUGGCGAAGCUCUGGAAUCAACCCAUGAUAAUAUAGAGAACAAUUCGUUAUUGGCGAAUGGUGAAAAGAAAACAAGUCCACAAGCAAGUUUGUCAUUGGAUGACGCUCCAGCUGUUGUUAAGGACAAUGAACAGGCCUUGCACCUGCUGGUCCAGUGUGGUUAUGAUUUUAAGGAAGCUCUACGGCGAAAACGUUUAAACGCUCUACCCAUGACGGACAGCAUGAGCCUGUGGUCUGAGGAGGAGUGUCAAAAAUUUGAAGAGGGUAUACAAAAGUAUGGCAAAGAUUUUCUAAAGAUUCGUCAGAAUCAGAUUCGAACCAGAACCAUGCGCGAGCUAGUACAAUUUUACUAUUUGUGGAAGAAGAGUGAAAGGAGGGAUCACAAUUUCGCAAAUACCGAUACCGUGGAUCAUAUGGACAUAUACUUAAACGAAGAUAAUGAGUAUGGUUCGAAUCCUGCAUCAGUAACAACCCCAGUUGGUUCACCGGUUAACAAUGUAAAUUCGGCAACAAAUACACGGAGGAAUUCACAGAAAAAUGUAUCCAUAAUGUCGUCGAACACCGCAGUUUCCACGACUACGACGACGGGUACCACCAGCAAUGCUGCUGUAGUCACAAACACAGAAAAGUCUUCACAUAAGCGACGUUCCAGCUGUAAUGUGAAUAAUGAAUCUAUCACAACAGAUAAAACCACGUCUACAAUAGUGGUAUCAACUUCCUCCGCGGCCAUGACAAAAUGA